CCGGGGGCGUCCCCCGGGGGAGGUCGGUGGCACGGCAGUCGUGGAGGAGCAGUGGGAGCGUAAGCAGUCAAGGGCGACGCAAGUUCCGGACCGGGCUCCCCUUUUUCGCCUCAUACCUCUCCUUCCUCUGGUUUAGUCCUGUGUGGUUUCCCGACGGCGGCUCUUCCUAACGCGAGCUUUCGGAGUGCAGUUGCUGAGGAGGCGCAGUCGCCGCCCCCGUCCCGGGGCCGAGUGAGGGUGUCUGUCGCGCCGCGUCGCCCCCCGCGCCGCCUCCUUGCCCCCAGUGGUGGGCGCUUUUCUCACUCGGAGCACUCCCCCCAGCUCCAUGAAUGGAAAUCGGCUCCGCAGGACCCGUUGGGGCCCAGCCCCUACUCAUGGUGCCCAGACGACCUGGCUAUGGCACCAUGGGCAAACCCAUUAAACUGCUGGCUAACUGUUUUCAAGUUGAAAUCCCAAAGAUUGAUGUCUACCUCUAUGAGGUGGAUAUUAAACCAGACAAGUGUCCUAGGAGAGUGAACAGGGAGGUGGUUGACUCAAUGGUUCAGCAUUUUAAAGUAACUAUAUUUGGGGACCGUAGACCAGUGUAUGAUGGAAAAAGAAGCCUUUACACAGCCAAUCCACUUCCUGUGGCAACUACUGGGGUAGAUUUAGAUGUUACAUUACCUGGGGAAGGUGGAAAAGAUCGACCUUUCAAGGUGUCAAUCAAAUUUGUCUCUCGGGUGAGCUGGCACCUACUGCAUGAAGUGCUGACAGGACGGACCUUGCCUGAGCCACUGGAAUUAGACAAGCCAAUCAGCACUAAUCCUGUCCAUGCCGUUGAUGUGGUGCUACGACAUUUGCCCUCCAUGAAAUAUACGCCUGUGGGGCGUUCUUUUUUCUCAGCUCCAGAAGGAUAUGACCACCCUCUGGGAGGAGGCAGGGAAGUAUGGUUUGGAUUUCAUCAGUCUGUUCGGCCUGCCAUGUGGAAAAUGAUGCUUAAUAUUGAUGUUUCUGCCACUGCCUUCUACAAAGCACAACCUGUAAUUCAGUUCAUGUGUGAAGUUCUUGACAUUCAUAACAUUGAUGAGCAACCAAGACCUCUGACUGAUUCUCAUCGGGUAAAAUUCACCAAAGAGAUAAAAGGUCUGAAGGUUGAAGUGACUCAUUGUGGAACAAUGAGAAGGAAAUACCGUGUUUGUAAUGUAACAAGAAGGCCUGCCAGUCAUCAAACCUUUCCUUUACAGUUAGAAAAUGGCCAAACUGUGGAGAGAACAGUAGCACAGUACUUCAGAGAAAAGUAUACUCUUCAGCUGAAGUACCCGCAUCUUCCCUGUUUGCAAGUGGGGCAGGAGCAGAAACAUACCUACCUUCCACUAGAGGUCUGUAAUAUUGUCGCAGGGCAACGAUGUAUCAAGAAGCUAACGGACAAUCAGACUUCGACUAUGAUCAAGGCAACAGCAAGAUCUGCGCCAGAUAGACAAGAGGAAAUUAGCCGACUGGUAAGAAGUGCAAAUUAUGAAACAGAUCCAUUUGUUCAGGAGUUUCAAUUUAAAGUUCGGGAUGAAAUGGCGCACGUGACCGGACGCGUACUUCCAGCACCUAUGCUACAGUAUGGAGGACGGAAUCGGACAGUAGCAACACCAAGCCAUGGGGUAUGGGACAUGCGAGGGAAACAAUUCCACACAGGAGUUGAAAUCAAAAUGUGGGCUAUAGCUUGUUUUGCCACACAGAGGCAGUGCAGAGAAGAAAUACUGAAGGGUUUCACGGACCAGCUGCGGAAGAUUUCCAAGGAUGCAGGGAUGCCCAUCCAGGGCCAGCCUUGUUUCUGCAAAUAUGCACAGGGGGCAGACAGCGUGGAGCCCAUGUUCCGGCAUCUCAAGAACACCUACUCUGGGCUACAACUCAUUAUCGUCAUCCUGCCAGGGAAGACGCCAGUGUAUGCGGAGGUGAAACGUGUAGGAGACACACUUUUGGGUAUGGCUACACAGUGUGUUCAAGUCAAGAAUGUAAUAAAAACAUCUCCUCAAACUCUCUCAAACCUGUGCCUGAAAAUAAAUGUUAAACUCGGAGGGAUCAAUAAUAUUCUUGUACCUCAUCAAAGACCUUCUGUGUUCCAGCAACCCGUGAUCUUUUUGGGAGCAGAUGUCACUCAUCCACCUGCUGGUGAUGGGAAGAAGCCUUCUAUUGCUGCUGUGAGUGUCAGUAGGCAGGUUGUAGGUAGUAUGGAUGCCCACCCAAGCAGAUACUGUGCCACAGUAAGAGUUCAGAGACCCCGACAGGAGAUCAUCCAGGACUUGGCCUCCAUGGUCCGGGAACUUCUUAUUCAGUUUUAUAAGUCCACUCGGUUCAAACCUACUCGUAUCAUCUUUUAUCGGGAUGGUGUUUCGGAGGGACAGUUUAGGCAGGUAUUAUAUUAUGAACUACUAGCAAUUCGAGAAGCCUGCAUCAGUUUGGAGAAAGACUACCAACCUGGAAUAACUUACAUUGUAGUUCAAAAGAGACAUCACACUCGGUUAUUUUGUGCUGAUAGGACAGAAAGGGUCGGAAGAAGUGGCAAUAUUCCAGCUGGAACAACAGUUGAUACAGACAUUACACACCCAUAUGAGUUUGAUUUUUACCUCUGUAGCCAUGCCGGAAUACAGGGUACCAGCCGUCCUUCACACUAUCAUGUCUUAUGGGAUGAUAACUGCUUUACAGCAGAUGAACUUCAGCUGCUAACUUACCAGCUCUGCCACACUUACGUGCGCUGUACACGAUCUGUUUCUAUACCUGCACCAGCGUACUAUGCUCACCUGGUGGCAUUCAGAGCUAGAUACCAUCUUGUGGACAAAGAACAUGAUAGUGCUGAAGGAAGUCACGUUUCAGGACAGAGCAAUGGGCGAGAUCCACAAGCUCUUGCCAAGGCUGUACAGAUUCACCAGGAUACCUUACGCACAAUGUACUUUGCUUAAAAAUUUCAAGUAUAUUCUCUGAGAGGAAGAACUGAAAGAGGAAUGGACAUACAUACACAACGUGUUUCCAGUGGAGUCAGUUGAAUGAGGUUGCCUCCAGCCAUACAGAAACCAACACUGUGGGGGACCAGGGUCAGAUCUUUAUGUUGAUACAAGGUAGAUUGUUUACUUCAUCAAGGAACACAGCUCCAUUAUGCAAUAUGAAACCAGCCAACUGCUUUUUUGUGCGGUCUCCUGUAGGAAGUAUCGCGAUUGUUUUGUUUUUCACUUCUUGUAGUCUAACCCUUAUAAUGCCUUUACCUCAAGUUGCUUGGCAGCACAACUAUCUUUGCAAAAAAAGUAAAGAAAAAGUAAAUGAUGGUUUAAAAACACACACACCUACACGAAUAAUCCAAGUGAUUGUUCACAAUUAUGUGUGCAAAAAAAUUAAUGUGCAUUUGUGUAUUCUUGUAAAGUGUCUGUGUAUAUAUUAAAUAUAUACAUGCAUACUUCAUAUGUAUAUAUAUCUGGAUCUAGAUGAUAAUAGAUAUAUAUGUGCCUGUGUAUAUAUUUUUAUAGUUCAUUCCAUUGGGGAAAUUUCUUUCCCUUUUUUUCUUCCCCAUUACCACUUUAAUUUCUCUCUCUACCUCCCUCCCCUUCAUUUUUUUUCCUCAUGCUACCAGUGACAUUCAGGUGUUCAUGUAUCUGGUUCACCUGGAUGUGAAGCAUGGCAAACUAGAUUUUUAUUUUGCAUACCCCACUUCAUUUUAGCCAACUGCUGUGUCUUGUCUCAUGCACAGUUCUGAGUCCUCAACUCUGGAUAGUGCUUUCUUAAGAAACAAUUAUUUCAUAUGUUUUUGUGAGCAUGUGUGUGUGUCUCUCUCUCUCUCUCUGAACUUAACAUUUGCCAUUUGUGCAAUAUGUACAUAAGCAGUAGCAACGUAAACUUUUCUUUUUCUUUAGUAAGUUUGUUAAAGCUGCUGUAAAACCUUGUCAGAAGUCGUAACUCUUUCUCUCUGAUAAGUGACACGUAUUCUAAAGCCUUCUGUUUCUAUGGAUUAUACAUAGAAACCUCUUAAAGCUUUUAUAAAGAGUAAAUAUUUUAAAAGAUUGGAACUCUGUAGGGUUGAGGCCUCUGAAAUUGGGUGGAGAGAGGGGAGGGGUUGUUGGGUUUUGUUUGUUUGCUAGUUUACUUGCUGCCUCUCAUACCUUAAUGUGAUUUUCAUAUAUAUAUUUUUAUAUAUAUGUUUGUGUAUAUAUAAACAUAUAUGUAUGUGUUUUGAAGUAUAGCUUCCUUUUCUUUUAUAUUUAUUAGAAUAGUGCUUUAAUAAUUAUAGAUUAAUUAACACUCUUUAAAGUGUUAAAAGCAAAGAUGUCACCUUGAAGACUAAGGUUCGCCUGACCCAAGCCAUGGUAUUUUCAAUCGCCUCAUAUGCAUCUGAAAGCUGGACAGUGAAUAAGGAAGACCAAGGAAGUACAGAUGCAUUUGAGUUACGGUGUUAGCAAAGAAUAUUGAAUAUACCAUGGACUGCCAGAAGAAUGAACAAAUCUGUCUUGGAAGAAGUACAGCCAGAAUGCUCCUUAGAAGUGAGGAUGGCAAGACUUCGUCUCAUGUACUUUGGACAUGCUAUUUGGAGGGACCAGUCCCUGGAGAAGGACAUCAUGCUUGAUAAAGCAGAGGGUCAGUGAAGAAGAGGAAGACCCUCAACGAGAUGAAACGAUGGCUGCAACAGUGGGCUUAAACUUAGCAACGAUUGUGAGGAUGGUGCGGGACCAGGCAGUGUUUUGUUCUGUUGUGCAUAGGGUCGCUAUGAGUCGGAACCGACUCGACAGCACCUUACAACAGCAAUUAUAGGACAUGUUGGCAACAUCUUUUCUAGAAAUAUAAUCUCGUUUAUUUUAAGAACUGAUGAUUUGUUUUUGCUAUCUUUUAGUGCAAUAAGCAGUUUUAAAGGAAAGCCGUGUCUGUUUGACAUCUUUACCAUGGAUGUGGGAGGAACAGGCACCUCCAUAAUUUUAUAAAGGCAAAAGUAAUAUACCCUUAAUUUCAGAAGGAAAGUUUUAUAAGUUUAAAGCAUGUCUCUUAAAAAUCAUAAUGAAAAUGAAGGGAAGUGAAUUGCCUAAAUGAGUCUGACCUUGACUGUUAGAAGUAAAGUUGGAUUUUGACUUAAGAAAUGACAAUGAGCAGUUUAAGGGUUAGAAGAUAUUUAAAUCCACUGAAAAUGGAUCAUGUUUAUUAAAGAAUCUCGCUGGCUGAGUGCCCAUUUUCAUUUACUAACAUGAAUCAAAAUGCGAGAUGGUAUUUUUGAAACAUGUUUUGCUAAUUUAUCACCAAUGUAACUUUCCUUUUAAAAUUAGGGUGUUGGUGACAAAAGGAAAUGAAGAUUUUGAUCAUUUUAAAUGAGUUAAAUCACUGAAAUGUGGAAGAAAGUUUUGCAAAACUUUUACUAAUUCCACUUAAAGAUAUAAAAAAUACUAUAAACUGUCAAUACCAAGUUUAUCAGUAACAUUGGAUUCAGGGGAGUCUUGCACUUUGUAACUCAUAAAAUUGCAUUUUGACUUUUUUCUUAUUCUUUUUUUUUUUUUUGCACUGGUUCAGAGUAUAGAUACUACAGAUUGUUUCCAGUGGGCAUUGUUGUUAGCCUUUCAUAAUUCCAUCUGUACAUGAAAACUAAUGGAUUUAGCUCUUUAGUUUCUCUUUUACCUGUAAUCCACUAUUAUUGCCAAUUUACUGUAUUUUGAGCCUAAAAUCUGAGCCAUGUCCUCCAGCAGGCAUGAAAUCUUUUGUCCCUUUGCCAGAAAACUAGAAAGUACUGUAUUUUGUGUGUUUAUUAUAUUGAAGUGUCUAAAAUGCAGUUUACAACACUGUUUCAAAGCGCUUUACAUAGAUAUUUGUUUAGUAUAUACAUGCUUUCUCCUACCCCUUCCUUCUCCCUACCAAAAAAAAAAAUUUCCUAUAAAACAUGUAUCUUUUUUUACAUUGAAAUUUCACUAAAUGUAGUCAGGAUAAGGGCAAGAGAAGGAAAUAAUAUAUCCUAGAUGGUAAAAAGGAGUCCUGGUGUCUCAGUGGGUAAGCAUUCUGCUGCUAACUGAAAGGGCAGUUUGAACUCACCAGCCACUCCUCAGGAGAAAGAUGUGGCAGUCUGCUUCUGUAAAGAUUACGGCCUUGGAAACCCCGUGGGCAGUUCUGUCCUGUAGGGUCGCUAUGAGUCGGAACAGAUGGCAACGAGUUUUUGGUUUUUUUAGAUGGUGAAAACUUGAUUGGUAUAUGCUUGCUCAGUGUGAAGAAAACAUCUUUCUUUAUCAGUGAGAGUUGCAUGUAUUCAUGUGGGAAACUUUAGGGCCCAGGGAAGAAUUAUAAAAUACCCUUUCCCUAUUUACUAUUUUACCUAAUAUUCAGUUUCUUACUCAUGCAUGUGGUAGAGUGAAGCUCUUCAUUCCCAUCUAUUUGGAAGGACUUUUUUAAGAAGAAAAAAAAAGGAAUUUUUUUUUAAUAUAAAGCUUUACCUUUUAAGUGAUUUCUGUUCUUGGGGUGCUCUUACACUAUUCAACAUUGCUGGUUUAAGUUGGUUAACUUGGAAGAAUAUGUACAGUACAUUUCAACUUCGCUUACUAACAAGUUGAUAUAUCACAAUUAUAAGAAACCUUGUGCUUAGAAUUUUAAAAUACAAGGCUAAGCAGCAAAUACUUUUUGAAAUUUACCUUAAUUAUUUUUAUAUUCCUGGUAUAGAAUUUCUGGUCUUUUUUAUUUAAAAAAAAAAUUAAACACAAAACUUUUUUUUUUUUUAAUUUAAAGGCCUUGAAACACAGCAACCUUUCUGCCCAAGCUCACUAACUAUAUAAUGAAUGCUAAAUUGUGGUGUGCUGUUUUCUGUGAUAUAUCUUAUGUAAGUGACUUUAAAAUGCCAGUCACAACAACUUUUUUAAUUGAUUUCAUGGGAAGAAGGGUUGGGAGUUUAAUGUAUAUUCUUGCUGGCAAAUGUAUCUGUGUAAAGUGCUGAUACAUGUAUUUGUUUGACAGUAUCAAGUUACUGGCAUUGUGGAUCAUACAUUUAUAAUACUGUAGCUGCUAUAUUUAUUUAAGUAGAGUCUGACAGUUACUGCACUAAACAAUAAGGAGAUGAGCAGGAAUCAAGGCUAGUGUUAGACCCAUUUGGGUUUUUUGUUUUGUUUUCUAAAUAAGACUAAGGACAUGAAAUAGGAAGGUAACAAAGGGUGCUGCCAUUUUAGUUUCAAUUUAAUAUCAGGAUAUUCUUUCUUUGUUUCAGAAAUGUGGGUUUUGACGUUUGCAGUUUUCUAAAAAGGUACCUCAUCCUCCUGAGUACUGGUUUUUGGCAUAUUUUUACAGAAGUAGAGAUGCCCUUUAUUUUUUUUCUUAAUAGUUCCCUUUUUAAAAGUUUCUCAGAAAAAAAAAACUAUUUUAUGGAAAUGUUCCUGUUUAUAACCUAUUAAUUUAUUUCUCUUCCUAGAAGACAGUCCAGAAGGGAUUCUAGGGGGAAUGUACUAGGUGUUUUGGAAGGCACUUGAUAAAGAUUCAUCUCUACCUUCUCUAGCAUAGGGGUCCCAGCCUUCUAAAGACUUAUCCUAGUUUUCCAAGUCAGGUUCUCUGAUGACCCACCGUUGCCUAAUGUUUACUCUGUGUUUCCCAAUGGAUUUUAGCAUGACAGAUUCAAGAGUUGUGGCAGAGUCAAGACAUACCUAGAGAGAGAAAAGCUCAGUUGCCACUCAGUAGAAAUAGCUGGUCGAGGAUCUCGGUGUUAAAGGAAAGGGUUAGAACUCAGAGUGCUUGUAAUAGAUCAGAGUAAUUACAUGGAUUACAGACCAGGAAUUAGGGACAGUUAUUCAAGGAACAUGUGAGUCUUUUCAGAGGCUAGCAUGAAUUUGCCAUGGGCGAUGAUUUUUAUGAAAUUUAAGAAACUAGCCACUUGGACCCAGCUAGAAUAUCUGUAGCCUUGCAUUUCAAACUUGAUAGUGUUUUGCCAAGAAACUUAACUGACAACUGUGCGUAAUUUUUAUUGCAUAUCAUUAAACCUGAGUUAAAUGUUUGCUUAACUCAUCCUCUUAGAUUGAAUACUUUCAAAAACAGGUUGCCCCUAACUUGCUACUUUUUAUGAGUUAUCAGUCAAGCUACAAAAGGACAUCAUUGGCCUGGCGUUUUUCUUUUGCCUUUUUUUAAUAACCAUAUAAAGUUUGAAUCCUUUUCAUUCUUUUUUAGAAUUCAUACAUGUCUUAAAGCUUCAAUAAUAGUUUGAAGACUUUACACCAAGUUAGGCUUUCCUGAAUAGUUGUAUAACCCUGACUCUAGAGUCUGUCUUUAUUUUCCUAUUUCCCUCCCAUUUUUGUAAUUCUACAAGAGUCAGAAAAUCAGCCAAGAAGAGACAUGUAAAAAUCAGUAGAGAAAUGUGAAAGUGAGAAUUUUCUCCCAGAAAAAAAUUUUUUUUUUUUUUUUUUUAUACCAAGGACACUCUUGGUCAGUGGCAGUGUUAGAAAUCAUAUGCGGUUAAUGAAAGCUAAGCCCACUCCCAGGAAGGAAAAAAAUCUGUAUAUGUAUCAAAGGAAAAAAGUAUUUUGACUUUUUUUCCUACUUAAAAACGGUACAUUUAAGUUUAUAAUUUUCCAUGCUGGUCAACUUUUUUUUUUUUUUUUUUUUUUAACUAAUAAUGGUCAAGGCUUAUGCUACUGAGAGUUGAAAUUUAUUUUACUUUACCCAUCAGACAUAGUAUUCUAGAUUUUCACAUUGCUGAUUAAAUUUCAAGAAUCUUUUACUUUUAAAUUAUGAAAGUUAAAGAUUUUAACUUUUAAAGUUAGAAGGAUAAUUAGUACCAAGGGUUGGGAUUUGCCAGUGAGAAGCCCUGUUGAAGUGUCAGACAAUAAACAGUGUCACAAAAUUAGGAUCCUGUCAGAUCACCUGUCCGGUCACGAGACUCCUUUCCUUUCUGAACUCAGUGUCUGAGGCAACCAAAAUCUAAUGUUGUAACUCAUGUUAAGCUUUCAGUAAAGCAAAGAUGUUCUUCCAGGUAGAGUCUGAAUUUUUAAAUCAUUUUUUAAAGCAAGGUGGUUCUUAGAAAGUGCCUUUUGAGAAGAUGGUGCUGUAGAUUUUUAUUUUUCAAAUAGCAUGAGGCUAAAAAUUUUAAGAUAAAUUAUUUUAGAACUCUAAGAGUGUGAGAGUUUCAUAGAAAUAGUGUUAUCUGUUGUCCUGAAUCAGGUCCACGGGAACGAAGGAAUGUUUUUAUUCAGUAAAUUAUCUAGGUAAAUGCUCACCAGAUUGAUUUUGUAAGUUUGAAAACAAAUUUUUUAACAGAAUUAACCUUUCAGUUCUCAGUGGUGUUGGAAUUAAUCUGUAGGGCACAUAAAACAGCAGAGCUGCUUAACUUUUAACAGGAUUAUUGGUAUAAUAGCAAGUGCCCAAAGGGAAAGGUAACUUGCCAGGAGUUAUAUGUCACAGGCUACCUUUCCUUUUUUUUUCCCAGCACAAAUUGACACUUUUGUAAUAACUAUCUGCAGCCUUUCUGAUUCAUCUUUAUUGAGAAAGGCUGCUUAUAAAGGGAGAGCCAAGUCAUCACUGAGGUCAGUUUAAGAGAAAAAGCAAAAUGAUUAUCCCUCUAUCCUUAGGAAAAUUUUCAUGUACCAGGAAAUAUUUUAAAUAGCUCCCUCUCUGUUUCUAGGAUGGGGAAACAAUUAAAAAUGAUGGCAGUGCAUUUAAAAGGGUAUGAUCAGUUAAUUAGAAAUAGAACAUGCAGAAUUGGGCUUUGGUGGAAGUGAGCAAAAGGAAGGAUAAUAGCAGGACUGCUCAUACUUAGUAGAAAUUUAGUAGUCUACCAGAAAGCAAUUUUCCCUGGACUAGGAAGCAGUAAAUGAUCACCUUGCCAGUCCUUGCUUGUGAAUUUGGUGAGCAUUCCUCCAGGAAAUAGUCGGCUGAAAACAAACAAAAAACACCACACCUCAGUAACCUUGUAUGCUGCAUAUGUAAUAUGAUAGUAAAAUUAUAUUAAUUGUUUGGAGUGUACUGUGUCUGUUUGCAAAUAUAUAUGCACAUUAAACUUUUUCAUUUUUUAUGUCUUCAUAGCAAUUAUGAGGGUUUUUUUAAGAUUAAUUUUUCUAUUGUCAUGUUUAUAUUUAUUGGCAAUUCGUGUGCAACUUUUGUAUUUUGCUUAGAUGUUGGUUUUAGGGUGUUUUAUCUUUAUAGAUAUUUCUAGCUUUUUCCUCUUUUUUUUGGUAAUAUUAGCAAAGAUUAGGAUGGAGUGUUUAAUAUACCAACCAAACUAUUCCAUAGAGCCUAGAGUUUGGAUUUUUACCAAUAAACCAUUAACUUUCUAACUUAGAAUAUUUAAUGUUGUUUAUAUAGUGGGCAUUAAAGACAGUCUUAGACAGAUUUCUAAAUGUGGAGGGAAAGUGGAGCUAUUCUCCUAAGUAACAAACUAACACUAACAAUUGGAUUUAUUUCCUGAACUGCGGUCUUUGGGAAACUUGUCAAAUAAAUGAUUGUUACAUUGCUUUUUCAGUUUUAGCUACAUUGAAAUUGCUUAAAUGAUCACAUCACUCAACCUUAGGAUUAUUAUACACUUUUAUGGGCCCAGAAAACAAAUAGCAGAUGAUGUAGAAGUCAUUGACAAUUGACUUUGAAUUGGGAUUUUUUCCCCCCAUAAUUAUACGAUAAAAGCUGUGAAAUCUGGAACCUGUUUAAGGCAGAAACCUGUCAGAGAAGGAGAACAUGAAUGUUUUCCACUAGUAGAGAGUGAUGGAAAAGUGGUAAGACUGCACCCUGUCAAAGGCAAAAAAUUUGCAAGACCUGGAAAAACACGGCACUCCCAUCGCGUUCCAGCUGUCACAGGUUUCACUGUGUUUAUUACGUGGGAGAUUUGCUGCCCUGAUCUUUUCCCGAAUAUCCUUUUAAAUUAAGUCAAUUUACACUCCGCCUCCCCCCCCCCCCCCCGCCAAGCAUCAGUGAAGACAUAGUUUAGGUGGCUAGGGAAAGACAGGGAUAAAGACUGAUUAAUAGAGUAUUUCAAUUAAUUAAAAUUUCAAUGAAGUAGUAAUAACUUAUGAAUGUGAGCUAACUGAAAGACAGUAAAAAGUAUGAUUAUAAAAUACUAAUUUUAAGGAUAUACAGUCACCCAAGCCUCUUAGUGAAUAGAUCAAGAUUUUUUGUAUCAACAUUUUUUUUUAUAAAGAUCCAUGAAAAAAACAUAUUCUCCUAAGCAGGUAAAAUAUUUUCAUUGUAUUUUUACACUAUGAACUUGCUUGGUGAGCCGCUUUUCUCUGUAAAAGAUUAAAAGAUAAACUUUAUCCCAUUCUCUGAGUUUUAAAUUCUAAAUUAUCAGGGCUCACUGUAUGACAUUUUGCUGUUCUUCACUGGGAGGGAGAAAAUGGGAAGAUUUCAAGUAAUUAUAAAUGGGAAAAUAUUUUUAUAUUAUGUAAAGUUUUACAAUUUAAAGUGAACCAGCAUGCGAUUUCAUAAAGACAUUAGCCAUAUCAUUUUUUACAUUUUUGCCAGUUAUAUUAGUUUUCACAUACUAUCAUGAACUAUCUCCUUUACCCCCACAUUAAGUACUAAUUAAAGAUUGGUACUUUGAUUAUAGAAAUUUGUAAUACUAAAAAAUGUUUCAGUCACAUAUAUUUGUUGCCAGUAUUCCCCCUUUUUAAAUUCUCUUUUUAAAGUUAUUGUGCUUACAACUUUAAUAGUUUAUUCAUUAUAUUUCAACAUCAUGCUAGUUUGACAGGCAUAUAAUUCUUGUAGACCAACAUUUUUAAAGCUGCCUCUGGUAGAAAUAGUCCUGUGUUUUCUUUUUUCCUUCUGAAAGCUUGUAGGAACCUGGCACAUAGAGCUUAUUUUGCUGUUUAACUGCUUGACUCCACAGUUCCAGGUAAUUGGCAUCAGUGGUGUAUUACCACGGUAACCUACCUGGUUCAUGUUUAUAGUCCAGCUCUGAAGAAAUAUUUGUGCAGUAAUAGUUUACCCCAAAAAGAAGAACUGCCAGUAACAGUGUUAUAAGUAGAAAACAGAUGGGAGUGUUGGUCAUUAGGAUUUUGCAUUUUUUGGUUUAUUCUUUCCAAAACUUGCAUGCACAUCUAAAAUGUUAUGUUUGAUGUUUGAGAAUUUGUGCCAGAGACUAGAGAAGGAUUUGAUGCUGGUGUUUAGUGCCUAAAACUUCUCAUCUUUACUUCGUGGCUUUUAGUUGGAAGAACAGAAAAACAAAUAAAAAUUUCUUAAUCUGGCCCUUUAAUAAUAUUUUUAGAAUCAAAGAAAGGUUCACUCUGCAAAAAUAUUGCAAAUGUGACUCCAUUUCCGUUCUAGAACCUGUGGAAACAGGAGGUCUUUGUAAAGAAAGGGACUAGUGGGAUUGUGGCAGUAUGUAGUAGGGGGAAAUGAGGUUAAGGUUUCCUUGCUGAGAUCCUUGGGCAGAAACCUUACAAUUGUUUAAUAUUUACUGAGUUCUAACAGCCACACAGUAAAAGAGUGACUUUGCUGUAUCAACUUAACGGAAGAAACCUAAGAAGAGUGCCUCUGUAACCUAAAUUUAUUGUAUGUUGGCCCAGAUAGCAAAUAGACAAAGCUGCAUCUGUUCUCAUUAGAUUAUAGACGUCUUGGAAGUUAACUUCUUUUGAGUUAUGAUGAAGGCAUUUAUCCUUAAUUAGGAACAAUGGCAUUGCAGCAACAUUACUUCUCCAGCUUUCCCCUUCACCUAGAAAACUCCAAGCAGGGACUUCUGGACAAGGUAGUCUUCCCUGUAAAGGAUUUAUUGAAAGCACUAGUAGGUUGUAAUUAAGGGAGAAUUUUGCCUGGCACUGACACUCCAACUGGGUUAAUAGAUCAAAUGUGAUCCCAGGGAGUAACAAGAGAAAGCCUUGGUUUUGGUGGCAAUAGACUUUGAGUGGUCAGGAAAACCAUUAGCUCUCCAGUGGUAAUGAAAUGUAGGUAUCUCUCUGCUUCACGGAAAGGGAGUAAUCUGCUAUUGAUGAUGACCCUGCAAAUGUGCUUGUGCUUUUUCUAAGUCAGUUACCAAGGACAGCAAACACUACCUAGAACUUUGCAAUAGAUUUUCCCUACAAGAUUCUUUAAAAGUUUUCCAGGAGCUUUCUCAUUUCUUAGCCCAGAGUACAACCCCCUUCUCCUCUUUAAAAAAAGAAAGCAAAAAAUUUAGAGGCAGUACAUGUAGAAUAAUACUGUCAGUAAAUAACAGUCUUUAAAAUACUCGGGAAGGGAGGAUCAGAUGCCACAAACUACAGCUCGAUUGUGAGAGACUGUCGUAGCACAUUUUUCAUGUUCGGUUUCUAAAGUUUUUUGUUUCCUUUGGUAUACCAUGUUUGAUUCACUUAGAGUGCCACCGUUCUUAUUUAUGAUACACAUAGUCCGUGUGUUAUGCCGUUUAUAAAUUGUGCAAUUCUUCUCUUUCCACCCUGCCCCCUACACACACACACAGACAGACACACACACACACGCUGUUAAAAGAGCUGGGAGGAGGGUAAAACAAAAAGAAGUAAGAGAAUUAUUAGAAUGUAACUUCAGUUAAGGUAGAUGGAAGGAAACCGUAACUCAGUUAAGUGAGAAUGAAGAAUGCAGAUGGUAAUGCUGCAGGUACUCCCUCUAGCUAUAGAACUUUUUUGCUAGCUAUGGAGCGAUAAUGUGUACAGGAUAUAUAUCUGGAGUAUGAUAUGUUAUAGCAAAGUGGUAAGAGAAAAUUACUCUUGAAACUAAUGUUUCAACCUUCUGCAACCAGAUCCCCAUCUUAAGGGAAGUUAAUAUAGCUUAAAUACAUUAAAACUAUAUUGAAUGCAUUAAUGCUUAGAUAUUCUUUCCUCUUAACUUACAUACUGAUUUAUUCUGACUUUAGCUAUAUAGAUACAUCUCCCCACAUUUGCCUUCUUGCUAUUGCAAUUCUACAUAAAUGGUUUUUAAAACUCAACCAAUUUCCUGGUCAAGCCUGGGAUGAAAGGGAAAAGGCAUAAGGUGUUUUCAAAUGCAGGAACUUGUGAAGGAUCACAGCUGGAAAAAAAGACUGUUAAGAAUGUGUUGCCUUUAAGAGUAGGAAGGGCUCUCUCUAGAACAUGACCCAGAGACUUGGAGUUUGUAGUCAUAGCUCUGCUAUUGAUUUGCUCUGUGUCUUUAGGCAAUUUCCUUAAUCUCAGUAUGCGUACUUUUCCCUGGUAAAAUCAUAGUGGUAAUACCUGCCCUCACCUACCUCACAAGGUUGUUAUAAGAUGGUGUUUGUCAAAAUGCUUGAGUUCCCCAAAAGAAAAGCUAUUUAGAAAUUCAAGGUAACAGAAUAUGCUGUAUGAAGGGUUCCUUUCCAGUUUGCCUCUGUGAAAGCAUCUUUAAUUACCAUAGAUCAUUUUAUGAGAAAAGUAUAAGAGAAACGUAGGCCUUAUCAUGGUGUGGUGUUCACUUGCUAACGUAUUCUGCUCUGUUUCUCCCUUGCUAGAUAUCCAGCACACAGGCUGGAGUUUUCUUUAUAACAAUUCUUGGCAAAAGUAUAACUUUCCAAAAACCAAACUCAUUUUAGUGGUGCUAUGGCAGCUGCAGUUGUAUUUUGAGUUAGAUUAAUGUGGUAAAACCAUGAGAUACUCAAAAACUAACUUCGCCUUUUGCCUUUAGGCAUUUUUGCUACAUCUUGGCAUGAGAGGCUGUUGCACAACCAAAUUAUUAUCCCCUUGUUUCUUGGCAGAUUUUUGGUACUUUUUUUUCUUUGUUGGAAUAGGGGGUUAGGUUUUAAGAAAAGUGUACUUAUUUCAUUCAGUGUCACUUUACAGUUGUGACCCUUGCUUUACUUUAAAAACUCCAAGUAUCAUGUACUUGUAAAAAUAGCGAACAUUUUUUCUUCAUUUUCAUUCAAUUCUGAACGCCUGCAGGUGAUAUCAGGAAGAACUAUUGGUGUCUGACCCAGUUAUCCUUAUGGAGCAUGGCCAGGACAGGUUUAUCCCUUCUUCCCCUUACCCCCAUCCCAGGAAGGUUCCUGUUUCAAGAAAAUAAGAAAGGGUACACCACCACCACCCACCGGCUGUGUAAGCAAUUCCUUGUUGCAACAGACAAGAAUUUUUUAAAAGAAAACAGGAUGGAUUUUGGGUACACAGGGUAUGGAUGCAUCAACAUUUAUUUUUUAUCUCUAUGCUGAGCUCCCCUUGUUGUAGGCAAUUGGGCUUUACCAACUCAUUGCUAACAUAGGAGGUAUAUUUUAUAGGACCAUGAGAAUCACAAGUACUUAAGAUGAAAAGUUGGGGAGAUUUGUGCUUGAAAAAUGAACAAAAAAUCCAUCUUGCUUAAGUGAGAUAGCUAAGAGCAUUAUCUUUGAUACAUCAGGAAUACUUUUAAACAAUUUUUGCUGUAAUGUGUAGCUUUAACGUCUCCAGUUAUGGAUCCAUAAAAGUAUUACUGUGUCUUGUGCAUAGAGAUCAUUCUUGUGGACUAGUGUAUGGAUCCCUGCAAAGGAUACCCCAUGACUCAUAGACCGUGGGAAAAAGUGGGGUGUGUGUGUGUGUGUAUAAAUAUUCAAUGUGUAUAACACUAUACGUAUUACAUAAGUUUAUGUGGGGGAAAAAAGUAUUGUUUCUUUAGUGUUUGGGGGACUAAAAUUGUAAUCUGACCAUUCCAGUGGACUAAAACUCACUCUAGAGAACAUUUACAUUACACACAAUGCACACACAGACGCACACCCCAAAAGCAUUGCUAGCUGAUCUCACUUUAGAUGAUUGUAGCUUUUUUUUUUUUAAACCCCCCUAAGUAGGGGAAGAGGAAAUAGCACUCUUUCUAAAGGGGCUUUUCUGAAGACUAAAAUGUAAAUAUAGGACAUGUGGGCAGGGUGGGGUCACCUGCACAGUGUCCAGCAGAUGGACAAAUAGCCUUUUAAAUUUUCUUUUUUAAUCAUCUUGACCGUGUGUGCCUAUUUGUAUUGCAGAUGUGAACUACUAUUUUUGGGGUUGAUAACAGUAUGUUUUGAAACUGAAUUAUUACAUAAAAUCAGAGUAACCUCUUUAUCCAUCCUCCUCUUCCACACUAACUAUUCUUGCCAAAUAUUUCUACUCAUCCCAAGUUUCCACAUGGUAAAAUGAGGUGAUGGAACUCUCAAACCUCCUUCCUUAGCUUCCCUACCCUCUGUCUUAGGCCUGGCCCGGCCUUAUAUUUUUUGUUGGCUUAUCAUAAGAUUGAUUUACUAUAGUAAUUUAAAGACUGCAGAAUUUCAAAAUGUUUAUGUAUAAGCCUUAUUUUUUAAAUAUCUGGUUACACAGUAUCAUCAAUUUAAGCAAUGGAGUGAGUCCAACCCUGUAGUGUGCUGUAGAACCAAAUGAGAUCUUGAAUGAGACUAAACUUGACCACAGCUUUUUAUUAAGAGGAAAUUGGCACUUUGUAUGGGGUGGCAGGGCAUGGGCAGUCUAUGACAGAUACGUUAACUGUUGUAUCCCAAAUCAGAAACACCAAAUGCAGAAUCCUAUCACUGUGUACUUAGGGGCCAGGCUUUGGGUUUGGUUGUCAUUUAAUCCUUGAAAAUUGUGUGUAAUUACGAUGAGCAGAAGGCAAAUAAAGUUUUUAAACAAAA
Messenger RNA from Loxodonta africana (African savanna elephant), 16438 nucleotides. RefSeq names its product argonaute RISC catalytic component 3 (gene AGO3). Bases 330 to 2930 code for a protein of 866 amino acids. The transcript is spliced from 19 exons. NCBI's taxonomy places the organism in Eukaryota, Metazoa, Chordata, Mammalia, Proboscidea, Elephantidae. Gene Ontology annotation, molecular function: protein binding; RNA endonuclease activity; single-stranded RNA binding. Gene Ontology annotation, biological process: regulation of stem cell proliferation; regulatory ncRNA-mediated post-transcriptional gene silencing. The record is from RefSeq and is a predicted model, not a curated record.